AGAGAGACUGCAAUCAAGAUCGCCCGCUAUAGGACUCAAUACAGCAGUACGUGAAUACGAUAUACCAUGAACUAGGGGUUGUGUAUUCAAUUUUUAAAUUUAGUAAACAAGAAGGAGGAGGACACGAGGGAAGACAGAAAUCGAAAAGUAAGGUCUGAAGAAGAAGAAGAAGAAGAAGAAGAAGAAGAAGAAGAAGGUGCAAGAUGCCUGAGCAAAGCAAUGACUACCGCGUGGUGGUGUUUGGGGCGGGGGGAGUGGGCAAGAGCUCGCUGGUGCUACGAUUCGUCAAGGGGACCUUCCGGGACACCUACAUCCCCACCAUCGAGGACACCUACCGGCAGGUGAUCAGCUGCGACAAGAGUGUCUGCACCCUGCAGAUCACCGACACCACCGGCAGCCACCAGUUCCCUGCCAUGCAGCGGCUCUCCAUCUCCAAGGGCCAUGCCUUCAUCCUGGUCUACUCCAUCACCAGCCGGCAGUCCCUGGAAGAGCUCAAGCCCAUCUACCAGCAGGUCCUGCAGAUCAAGGGCAGUGUGGAGAGCAUCCCCGUCAUGCUGGUGGGCAACAAGUGCGAUGAGACCCAGAGAGAGGUGGAGACCAAGGAAGGGGAAGCCCAGGCCCAGGCCUGGAAGUGUGCCUUCAUGGAAACCUCGGCCAAGAUGAACUACAACGUCAAGGAGCUCUUCCAAGAGCUGCUCAACCUGGAGAAGAAGAGGAACAUGAGCCUCAACAUUGACGGCAAGCGCUCAAGCAAGCAGAAGAGGGCGGACAAGAUCAAGGGGAAGUGUAGCGUCAUGUAGACAGAGCCAGGGGCUGGGGUGGAGUGGAAAUGGAAGUAGGGAGGGCUGGGCGGAGGGGGCGAGGAAGGACACAUCCCAUAGCAUAGCCAUCAUCACCUCCUCCCCUGAUCCGCAUUAGGGGAGCUAUAUUUCAGUACUGAAUACUCUUCCCAUCAACCAGGCAUCUAAUCCCAACUCUGAAGCAGUUUCAUUCUCGUUAUUUCAGAGGAGUGCAUUGCAGUAAUCUCUCUACACAGGAAGGAGAGGGAGGCAUGAUGUACAGGAGGAAGGUUACGAGAAGGGGGACUGGACAGGGUUAGGAGGAAUCAGGGAGUCUGGGACGGAAGAAUCACCACUGCAUAACCCAAACUCACCUCCAGCAGCAACCACUCAGCCAUUGACCUUGCAUCCAGCUCCAACUAAAGAUGCUUAUACAGAGGAGAUCCAGGAUGAGUUGAAGAGAUAAGAGGUGGGUGGUGAGGGAGAGGGGUGGAGGGAUAGGAAGAUAGGCAGGGAGAAGGGGAGGGGGAGGGAAACCAUGGGAACCCAUUAAAUUGCACUUAGAUGGGAAGUAUAUAUUGAGAUCUUUAGAGAUGGAAUCGCAGGAUGAGAGCUAGCAUACAGGAUUGCAUUACGUGGCCCAAAUAGUAGAUUUUUGUGGCCUUGUGGCAGAUUUCUCCAACUAUUUAGUCAAUGAAAGAACACGUAGUAGAAGGGAUUUCUACUAAAAUAAUUAAUUUACCGUAUUCCUUCGAAUUUAAGACACACUUUUUUAACCAUUUUUUGCUUCUCAAACUUAACUUGCAUCUUAACUUUGAGUACAGUAGUGAUGCGUGUAUUAAAAUCUGCAACAAAUGACAUGACUACCAGAGUACCAGAGGACUGCCGAGAAAAGACGAACAAAGACAUCACUGUCUGAAUACACAAGCAGCAACGUGACUUACUGCUGAGAAAAAACAACCAAAAUGUUACUGCCCGAUCUCGAAUCAUCCAUGACACACAGGCAGCCAUUUUCAAAGAAGCUUCAUUAGCUUCCUGAGGAAUUCAAAGAGAAGCUUUUACAAUCUCAGCGUUUCUAACAUGCCAAGCAAUACCACAGUUCAGAAAAUUGAGAGAAAAAACAGGUGUGAGUAAUCACAACUGGAAAUGAGAAGCAGCACAUAACUGUAAUGCUCUGUGUGACAGCAGACGACCGCAAACUGCCUCCAUAUGCGUAACUGAGGUUGUAUCUUUGUAAAUGCAGAUUUAUUUGAUGUUUUAUUUUUUCUUUAAAUUGAGGGUGGGAAAUUUGGACUGCGUCUUAAAUUCGAGGGCGUCUUAAAUUCAAAGGAAUAAAGUAUGCUGUGUUGAACAUUUAAAACAUGCACCCAGAUCCAUUUUUAUCCACCAUAUCUCCCCAUUGGAAGCUCAUUGGUUACAUAAGCAAAAUAUAUGAGGUUUUUUUUAUUUUUUAUUGCAGUAGAGGUAGGAAGCGGGGUGAAUCAGUUUGGUUGGUUUUGUUAAGGCACAGUACAUGGUCCUUUCUGCAUCCAACACAGAACUCACUUACUGGACCUGUUGCAGGUUAGUUGCUGGAGGUCUUUAGGAGAACAUCUAUCUUUGAUGCCCUACAGUGCAUGUGAUAUAUUGCUUGAAUAGACGAGACUGGUUGGGAAGGACAUUAAUCUUGAAGGUUGAGUCUAGUUAGUUGGUCAUGGAUUAGUCACUGGGUCUAUGGAGUCAUCCAAUCAUGUUCACCCAAGGACAUACACCCCUCCCCCACCGUCCGCAAUACUCUGCCCCCUGUCGCAUGCAUGCAGAUGGUAGUCAAUUAUUUUGCAUUUUCAUUGUUUGUUCGAGGCCGACUGCAAGAUAAACUGAACAAAACCAAGCUAGAAGUUUCUUAUUGAGCAUGCCUCCAAGAAAAUAUAGCGGGUAUGAGGAGAGGAGGGCAUGGGUCCUCAUGGCAAGUGUACCUUCAUUUCUUCUCUGGACAUCUCUCCACUGUGAACACCAGGUUUUUUCAAUGACCAGCAUAAGAAGGACCUGGAUUUGGGCUAGAAGGUGGUGGUGGUGUGUUGGUGUUGGGGGCGCGGAUUGUGUUAUUCCAAUUAUAACUGUUAGAAUGUCUUAGCAAUGAUGCUUCCUGACACUUCAGUCCGAAGAUCUCCUAGCAACCUUGCUGUUCUGAAAAAAAUCCUGGUCAGUGCAGCUAGAAAUGCUGGGAGUUGGAGUCCCCAACUCAAUCUCAAACAGGAUCCUGGGAGUUGUAGUACACAUUUAGCAUGGGAUCUUUCUGCCUGUAACUGGACAUACCGAACCUGGACAACCAUAAAGACAUAGAGCAUGCCUAAGGCAAAGCAGUGCAUCUUGACUGCACAACUUAGUAGUUAGAAAUACAGGAGUUUAAUAUUAAAUAUGGGUGUUUUGAGUGUUUUUUUUUCUGUUGAUAAUGUUCCCAUCAAUUCAUGGCAUGGAAACAAUGAGACAGCAGAUAUAUUCAGCCUCUUGCAGUCGUCAUUUUGGAGUGAUCAGGACUGCCAAGAUCAAUGACGCUGUUACCAAAAAUAUUCUGCGUGCAAAAUCCUGUAUUGUGAUCUCCAUCUCCGGUUGUUUACACUGAUUCUUAAUGCAGAACUUAAUUAGAGGAAAACUGCAUCACAUGACAGUGUGGACACACCAAUCCAGCAUGGGGCAGAACCUGUAAAGAAAAAAAACAAGGGAUUGGGUCUGCAUAUUAAUUGACCAUUUGGGGGUUGGGCUUGAUGAAAGACACUCCCACUAGGGUGGGGCUUGCAUAAUUAUAUGAGAAAGGGGGCGGUCUGCAUAGAUAAAUCACAUGGUGAUGGUCUAUCCAACAAGGGGGGUUCUGAGGGGGGGAGUGUCAGUAGAGAAACACCCACCCAUUUAUAAAAGUGGGGUUUAAACUAAACAUCUCAACCAUGCAUGGGUUUGCACAAAUGAUGAAUUCAGUUCAACAAAACAUGCCAGUGAAUAUGAAAUCCACGGCUAUACUGGGCCCCCUGAAUGGGGACUGAGCAUUUUACCACUGUGGCAGUGUUUCAGAGACACACUUUGAUACAAUGCAACAUGAGGGUCAGUUUCAAAAUUGGCUAAUCAUGAAAUAAUCCCUUUUGAAUGAUAUAGGUGGGGCAGUAGCUCAUGGACAAUAGGGAUAAUGGAGAGUCUUAUGCAAAAGUCUAUACAUUUGAUUCCCCUUUAAUGUAAAAGUGUUUUUUGAGGUGAAUGGUUGUUUUUUGUACUCUUCUCUGAAGAAUGAAGCUGGCAGCUUAGUUUUACAAUAUUGAUAUGCAGGUGAGGCCGUCUCAGUGGUGUGAUUGAAUUACAAUCUAAGGCUCAGGAUGAUGGAGAGUUAGAUGCUCUGUGAGUUCCUGAUACAAAUAAUUAAAAAGUAAAAAAAGACCUAUCAUUUCAUAAUCUGACCAGAUUUUUACCCAAUUACAACAGACGAUUGCUCGUACUAGGAGGCUUAAGCUUUGAGUCUGGGGUAAUGGGGUUUGGGAAAGACAAACAUAUUGAAAACUUUGUACUCCUAUUUACUAGUAAAAUAAGUCUAAUUAGAAUAAAGUAGUUCCAUUCUUUCCUAUUGCCCAUAUGAGCUGUUUUAAUGGUUAAAUAAUAAUAAUAAUAAUAAUAAUAAUAAUAAUAAUAAUAAUAAUAAUAAUAAUAAUAAUAAUAAACCAUUAGAACAUUCUUUCACUGCAAUACAUUCCAUUAUCAGAUUAUUCUUCUACUUGAUUUUUCGGUUUCUUUUUGUAAAUAUUUCUAGAUUGUCUAAAAAUGUAAUACUAAAUCCUUUUAUUUUGCACAGGAUAUCGAAAAUAACCAAAUGCACUUAAAUCUGUAGUGAUGCAGCAUGCAUGUUUUACCACGAGUCAGUUUGCACAGCAGUUUAUUUUAAGUUAUUGACCCAGUGGACUUUAUUACCAGGAUGACGUCCAGUUAUUUUUAAUACCGGUAUGCAACACAUUUCUUUUCAUAUGCAAAUGUAAUUGAGUUCAUUUUUUACAUGAGUCUAUUGAUGUAUAUUGAUUUGCCCUCUUACACUAUACAUAUGUAAAAUUAUGGCUACUUCACUAUAUUCCUUAAAAUAUAUCAAAGAGUGAAUUAAACACAAUAUUUGUGUAAUUGAAUAAGAAUGAUUGGAAAGUGUGAGACAGUGUAAGAAAAGUAGAUACAAAUGGAAUUUUUCACCUUCCAAUAAUUCAUUUCUUUUUCCAAUAAUUCAUUUCUUAUUGCAAUUCGUCAGAUAUUGUGUUUUCUUUUUAGUCUGUGCUAAGGAGCUUUGACUAUGAGUUCAGGAGCUGAUCUUCAGUUUAGGUUGCCUAAUGCAGGCUGGAUCAGCCAAUAAGUGUCUUUAUGUUAGCAAGUGCCGGCGCCAUCUAGUGCACAGCUGUGUACUCCCAAUAAAAACAAAAGGAAACCUGAUUUCAAAGUGGGGGCUCACUAGAUGACGCUGGCUCUCAAUUCUAAGACACUCUUUAUACUUAAUCUUUCGACUCCAUAUAGAAUAUAAUCAAUGCAUUUUAAAUGGGAUAUUGACUGGCCUCCUAAAUGCUAAAAUCUGCUUUCAGCUUAACCAGCUGUCCAGGUUAAGCCCAUUCAAGAGGAGACGGUUUUACUGAUGCUGCCAAACCAGCCCUUAAUGGCAGGCUUCCUCUCCAGUGUCGCCAUAUUUUGCAAACACCACAAGCUCUUGUUCUUAAUCAAAAGCAAAAAUACAAAUAGGGCAGGCCUUUCUGUCCCGACUACAAUGAAUCUUAAAAAGCACAACUGUGAGCGCUGUGGUCCCGGUGGCUUGCCAUUGCCCUCGUAUGCAGCUCUGCUUAUUAAUCCCACCUGUCUGCUGUCAACCGUGCUGCGCUCUGCUUGCAAGGAAUUCCGAGCAGGCUCGCAACUCCACAAUCUGGACAGCAAUGUACCUGCUGUUCCGAACACUCCCAAACUGCAUUCUAAUCCUUCAACUUGUUCAAUUGUGAGCACAUUUUUAGGUCUAGCCAAAUGGCAUAUAUUUGGAUCAGAGAAUGUUUUCUUUGGAUUAUGGCCAGUAGGGAUGCAAGAUUAGCUAUUUCAGAAUAAACAACAUGAAAAUCAAUAGGGUUUGUUUGGUUUUGUUUUUUUAUGAUAUUUGCAAAGUUAUAAAAAAAAAAAGCCUCACCAGACUUCGUGCAAUGAUGAAAUCAAAGACAAUGCCAAGACGGUUAUCUUUCUCAAUGAAAAGUACCUGCCAAUAAUUUCACUUGAGCUUUUGUUAAGUCUGAAAUUGUGAACUAGUUUUGGGCUCAACAUAGGAUUGAUGUGCAACAUGGGGUUGAUAUAUACUUGCCAUUCAUUGCAUUACGUUGAUCACUUCCCGAAUGUGCUGUGUGUUCUACGCAAUAUUCAUGUUUUGCUGGUUGACCUACUGGUAGACCUAUAUCUAUAAAAUGUCUUGAAGAAUUGCUAAAAAAUAGAUUACACUGUGAAUACAGUUAAUACCGCAGAGCAGAUCUGAUGUUCUGUUCAGUUAUAGAAUGGAUUCUGUUGCAUCACGCUCAGUGAUACAGAAACCCCCAGCUGAGUUGCUGCAGUUGAAGAGGAGUGUGGACCGGGGCAGCGCCUGUGAGUCGGACAGCAGGAUCGAGGCUGCAGUCACUUUGAAAAGUUUUGCAAAGCACACAGUGACACGUGUUCAAGCACGGCCCACCCACAGUUCAUUGGUUUGGGAUGUUAUUACCUUGACAUGCAGUGCCACCAAAUGGUCAAAUACUGUAAUUGCAGAGACUUAAAGGGAGUAAGUUCCCGCUCUCCUGAACUGCAUUUUCUACUCAAAGGGGAUUACAUUGUAAUUUUAAUGUACAUGUUCCGAUAGUUUAGCUGCUGUCUAGCAACUUGUCAGUUUGUUUUCUUUCUUGGAGUGCUUCACGAGACUAAGUCUAAGAGGAGCAAUACCGAUAUGUGAAGUCACCCCCAAUGAUCCCGGAUACGCUGCUUCCCAUGUUUACAGAGGCUCCAUCGCACCUGGGGCACAAGAAAUAAAAAGCGCUGUUUCAAUUCAGAAUAUUAUUAUAGAUGAUAGAUAUUAGUUAUUAGAUUUAUUUGUGUAUUGGUUUUAUUUAUGGCGUAGGAAGCACAGACAUGUUUCACAAUGGUGCCCUUAUUAUGUCACCUUUGCAAUAGCUCUUGGUUGGUUUGGUUCCAGUUUUCCCGAUUUCUGUUAAAAGUUUUCAUGGUUUCAAAAAUCUAAAAGUUGGUGUCACAUCACCCAUUUCAGAUGUAAUUGCCAAAAAUAAAAUAACAAAAAAAAACUAAGUCAAUACUUGCAUCAAAAUGAACAGAAUUUAGUCUCUUUAAUAACCACCAUACCUUUUCCUCUUCAGCGUCAGUAGCUGAGAAGUACAGUUAACCAGGCUGCAGGCUUCAAAGUGCUUGUGAGCAUCAUUCACAAUCCAGGACAUAAUGUCAUUUUGAUCAGGGGGCAGCAGUGGACAGUGCCACAGUUCUGGUACAUUAAACACAACCUGCCUUCAUUUAGCAGGUGUUUGUUUUUAGUUAGGGAUGCAUCCUGAAGGUUUGUUUUACUCCUCUUCAGGUGUACUUGUGACUUUUGAGCCAACUAGAACCCUGAUUUAAAAAGUAAAGAAGCCUGUUAGAGGAGUGCAGUGCCUUCACUUCAUGAUGUCAUCGUUUGUCAAUGCAUUUUAAACUAUGACGUCAUACUAGGGAAAAGGCAGCAGUGUAUCAGUUACCUACUGAGUGGUUUUUUUUCUGCCUGUAAAUUUGCCAAAAAUAUAGACUAUGUGAUGAAAAAAUAACAAUACAUUAGGCUGACACUGCAACGUUUUCUGUAAAUGUAUUGAAUUAUGGGCCAUUCUUUUGAAGCGUUUACCCCGUAUUUUAUUUAUCUCCUGUUUUUUGAAAGAUGGAAAUUCAACGACAGUGACGUACAAAACAAAGAAACAAACAGCCUGGGUGAGAUUAAGAGGUUCUGGAACCAACUCCCCAGUAAUGUUGUUGAAGCUGACACCCUGGGAUCCUUCAAGAAGCUGCUUGAUGAGAUUCUGGGAUCAAUAAGCUGCUAACAAUCAAACGAGCAAGAUGGCCUGAAUGGCCUCCUCUUGUUUGUAAACUUUCUUAUGUUCUUAUAUUCUUAUGUUCUUAAGAGACCUGCAAUCACACGGCCUAGAUGUUUGAGACUAGUUUAGUAAAGUCAAGAGAUGUUUUUUCUCCUUUUCAAAAAACAGGACUUAAUUACAGAAUGGAGUAAACGCUUUAAAAAAUAUGGCUCUAUCUCUAAUCAAGAAUCAGUCAAAGUUAUGAAUUACAAAGUGUACUAUGUAAACUUUGUGGCCGUCCCAUGUAGUAAUGAUCAGGAAUUAUUUAAUAUAAGUGACAAAAUAUUCAGUGAUUCGUUAUUUUAUAGGGAAGAUGUGACCUCCCUGUCUGGGAAAAAAAAAAGCACACAGGGAAAGAAAUAACAGAGAAAAAACGAACUGGGGAAACUGCAGCAAGCACGACAAACUCUACGGUAAAAAACUGUUUAAUUUUAUAUCCGUGCUAUCCAACUCCAGGGACUAUUCUUAUCAUGAUAUUAAUAUACGAGCCCCCUGGUCCCUGCAUGGACAGUAUAAACACAUCUGCUUUUAUUUGUUUUUAAUCAGAGUGCAGGAAGGGCCUCUUUUCAGUCCUGUAUGCUAUCCUUUGGAAGGUCUUGUGAAACAAUGUGAUUUAUUUUUGCAUUACGCUGUUGUAUAUAAAUGUAAUACAUACUUGAUCAAGGUAGCAGUGUCUCCAUGCUGGACGCUCUUUGCCUGGGCUUUGGGAACUGGCUGUCGUACAGUGGCCUUGUGGGGAUGACUGCACACGAAUCCAGACUCCCACACCCUCUCUCUUUCUCUCUUAGUAACACCUGCUGUCACGGCUGUGCAUUCACACGUAAAGCCAGCAGUGUAAUGGGAACGAUCACCAUGACCUCCACUAUCAUGCACAUGUAAAAAUGACAGACUAACACACAGGUCCUCAGAUACACCCAGAUCCCUUCAAACAUGCGUGACAGAGAGUGGGGGCUGAAAAUGAAUACCCUGCAGAUGGAUGUAGUGUCUAAAGUGUGAAAUGCAUGCUGACACACAGCCAGCGUUAUAUCCACUAUGUAACUCGCCCCCUCCCCAGUGUUAAGGGAACAGGUGGUCAUGUUGUCCUAAACAAUUUGUGUGACAAAUGGGCAUACUGUGCUAUAUACCCCUCCACUGUAUCCUCAGCAGGGAUAUUCACUGCUCACUGGUUAGAGUCCUGUUUGUGUUGGGUUGCCAGUGUUGGCUGGGGACCCACAGGGAGUGCUGCAUUAGCCUUAGUGCUCCUGCAGGUUAGGGGAGGAAACACCUCAUCGGGCUUCAGCGACCCCUCACAGGCACCCCAUGAGUCCAGGGUGAGAUUUUCCAGGCUGGGCUCUAACCUCUGGGGCUGAGAAGCUUGGUAACAUCCCUUUCUUGGGGGUGCUGGGUGAGAGGAGGCCAUUCAUCCUCAGCCCUGAUCAGUAAAUAGUUUGCAGAUGGGGGUCGAUAUAGAAUCAGGCAUUUCAAAUGGGGUAUACCACAAAAAAAAAACAAGAGGGAAGAAAGAUGAUUUUAGAAGCCUGUGAUAGGGGAUAUUUCAAGGGAAUAAAAUGUUAUUCUGCAAGUCCCUGGGCAGAGUUCUGAUCAGCACGAGACACACUGAUACCAGCAUGCAGGCAGGACACAAACUGUGAAGCAUCUUGUGUUUUUUAUCUUUUUUUUAUUUCCAGGUUUGUUUUUCUGUCUUUUUUUUUUGUAUCUACAAGAGGUGAUGUAGCAUCUGAUUGUAGCAAUAGUCUUCCUAUUACAAAUAUACUGUGCUCAUGCAUCCCAUGAAUAAAGUCUGCUAAAUGAUGAUUUUUUAAAAAAUAAAAAACAAGAAAUGAAACUG
Acipenser ruthenus (sterlet) is the source of this 9701-nucleotide messenger RNA. Its product is annotated as GTP-binding protein Di-Ras1. Gene Ontology annotation, molecular function: GTP binding; GDP binding; GTPase activity. Gene Ontology annotation, cellular component: plasma membrane. NCBI's taxonomy places the organism in Eukaryota, Metazoa, Chordata, Actinopteri, Acipenseriformes, Acipenseridae. The transcript has 2 exons. The coding region runs from base 204 to 800 and encodes 198 amino acids. The record is from RefSeq and is a predicted model, not a curated record. Gene Ontology annotation, biological process: signal transduction.